AAGUGUACUAGGAAGGUAAUAUAUAAAUAUACAAUACUACACUAUAUUGCCAAAAGUAUUGGGACACCCCUCCAGAUGAUUAAAUUCAGGUGUUCCAAUCACCUCCAUGGCCACAGGUAUAAAAAAAAAAAUCAGGCACCUAUGCAUGCAGACUGCUUCUACAAACAUUUGUGAAAGAAUGGGUCACUUUCAGGAGCUCAUUGAAUUCAAGCGUGGUACCGUGAUAGGUUGCCACCUCUGCAAUAAUUCCAUCCAUGAAUUUCCUUGCUACUAAAUAUUCCAUGGUCAACUGUUAAUGGUGUUAUAACAAAGUGGAAGAAACUGGGAACAACAGCAACGCAGCCACAAAGUGGUUGAGAGCGGGGUCAGUGCAUGCUGAAGCGCACAGUGCGCAGAAGUCUCCAACUGUCUGCA
Messenger RNA from Staurois parvus, 414 nucleotides. Lineage: Eukaryota; Metazoa; Chordata; Amphibia; Anura; Ranidae. The record is from the annotation of a GenBank genome assembly.